AUGAGCGCUGGAAUGGCGAAGGCGGUGAAGCCUUCCUCUCACGCCGACCCCAAAUCUGCUCUCCUGAAGGAGAUCCCAGAUAUCCUGGUGGAUCCCCGCACCAGAAAGCACUACAUGCGGGGACGCUUCCUCGGUAAAGGAGGCUUUGCCAGGUGCUAUGAGAUCACGGACAUGGACACGAACGAGGUCUUUGCAGGAAAAGUGGUUCCCAAGUCGCUUUUAAUGAAGCCGCAUCAGAAAGAGAAGAUGAGCACCGAGAUCGCCAUCCACAAGAGUCUGGAUAAUCCGCAUGUGGUCGGGUUUCAUGGCUUCUUCGAGGACGACGACUUCGUGUUUGUUGUGUUGGAGAUCUGUAGAAGAAGGUCCCUUUUAGAGCUUCACAAGCGUAGGAAAGCUGUAACUGAGCCCGAGGCGAGGUACUUCAUGCGCCAUACCAUCCAGGGUGUCCAUUACCUCCAUAACAACAGAGUUAUCCACCGUGAUCUUAAACUGGGCAACUUGUUUAUCAAUGAUGAAAUGGAGGUUAAAAUUGGUGACUUUGGCCUAGCCACCAAGAUCGAGUUUGAUGGCGAGCGGAAGAAGACGUUGUGUGGCACACCGAACUACAUCGCACCUGAAGUGCUUUGCAAAAAAGGCCACAGUUUCGAGGUGGACGUCUGGUCCCUGGGCUGCAUUCUGUACACACUUCUGGUUGGUAAGCCACCAUUCGAGACAUCCUGUCUGAAGGAGACCUACGUCCGCAUCAAAAAGAAUGAGUACACCAUACCCAGGCACAUCAACCCAGUGGCGGCUGCACUAAUCCGCCGGAUGCUGCACGCAGACCCCACGCUCCGACCCUCUGUGGCAGACCUGCUUUCAGACGAGUUUUUCACCUCAGGUUACAUUCCCUUGAGACUGCCCACUUCCUGCCUCACUGUACCUCCGAGGUUUUCCAUCGCUCCCUCCAGCCUGGAGGCCGGCCUGCAUCGGAAACCCCUCACAGCUUUGAAUAAAGAAACAGAUAGUCCAGUUGAGAAAAUGGGAAAAGUGGAGCAACCACAAAAGGAGGAACCACAAAGGGAGGGAGCCGAACAGCCCGACUGCCACCUGACUGACAUGCUGCAGCAGCUGACAGUCGUCAACACAGCCAGACCAUCGGAGAGAGAACUCAUCAGACAAGAGGAAGCUGAGGACCCAGCCUGCAAUCCCGUUUUCUGGAUCAGCAAAUGGGUCGACUACUCAGAUAAAUAUGGUCUCGGUUAUCAGCUGUGCGAUAACAGCGUCGGGGUCUUGUUCAACGACUCCACCCGUCUGAUCAUGUACGAAGACGGCGACAGCCUUCAGUACAUCGACCGCAACACCGCCGAGUCCUACCUCAGCGUCCGCUCCUAUCCCGCCACGCUCGCCAAAAAGAUCACGCUGCUGAGGUAUUUCAGGAACUACAUGAGCGAGCACUUGCUGAAAGCGGGCGCCAACAUAACGCCACGCGACGGCGACGAGCUCACCCGCCUGCCUUACCUCCGCCACUGGUUCCGUACGAAGAGCGCCAUCGUGCUGCACCUGAGCAACGGCACCGUCCAGAUCAACUUCUUCCAGGACCACACAAAGCUGAUCCUGUGCCCGCUGAUGGGCGCCGUGACGUACAUCAACGAGCGGCGUGAAUUCUGCACCUACAAGAUUAGCCUGAUCGAGGAGUACGGCUGCUGCAAGGAGCUGGCCUCACGCAUGCGCUACGCCCGCAGCAUGGUGGAGAAGCUGCUGUCCUGUAAGAACACAGCCAGCGCUCCCGCCGCCUCCGCCGCCCGCUAGUCUACCGACCGGUCGUGGAUUCUUCUUUUUUUUUACAAGUCUUAUAUUUGCGUGACUGAACCCUGUGAACCCUCCUCAUAGGGGUUGUGUACCUAGUCCUGUUUCUUGUUCUUGUCCUUUCCUUUCUCUCCCCUCCUCCCGUCCCAUUCGGGUGGGAAGCUUAAUGUGAACGUGGUCGUUUUCUGCUGCAUCAUGUUUUUCUCUGUUUACUGUUUGUUCUUUUUAAGAUGCUCAGUUACUCUUCGUCUAUCAUAUGUAUAAAAGCUUUAGACUGGAUAAUAUCAACAAGUUAUUGAGAUUUUAUUAAAGUGCCCAUUUAAUAAA
Messenger RNA from Trichomycterus rosablanca, 2112 nucleotides. It is a transcript of the gene plk1, whose product is annotated as polo-like kinase 1 (Drosophila). Gene Ontology annotation, molecular function: protein binding; ATP binding; protein serine/threonine kinase activity. Bases 1 to 1788 code for a protein of 595 amino acids. Lineage: Eukaryota; Metazoa; Chordata; Actinopteri; Siluriformes; Trichomycteridae. Gene Ontology annotation, biological process: protein phosphorylation; mitotic spindle organization. The transcript has 11 exons. Gene Ontology annotation, cellular component: centrosome; kinetochore; nucleus. The record is from RefSeq and is a predicted model, not a curated record.